AUGAAGGAAAGGGCCGGACACCUCAUCGCCCGGGACUUGGACGAGUUGAGCCAUGCCUACCAGCUUGUCCCCCGAAGCAAGAGCUGUGUGAAAUGCGACGAUGCCGCCCAACUCGAAUGCCCGAAGUGUUCAGAUGGUGAAGUCUGCCAGUUUACCGUACCUCUAGACUGCACCAUGUGCGCUACAUCCAUCUGUGAGAAGGACUCCGACUCUUCUUCCCAGAGCAGCAGCAGCAGUCCCAAUGUUGGCGCCAUUGUCGGUGGUGUCUUGGGUGGUAUUGCUGUAAUUGCUCUUGUCACCUAUGUAGUAUGGAGACUUUGUAUCAAGCCAAAACGGUCACAGAUUCCCGCAUCCAUCUAUGUCGAAGAUACAGAUGCAAUUCACAACGAGAAGGAAGCCAACGCAAGAGGAGUUCGACCACCUUCGACACACACCGUCCACUCAAUCGCCUCCACGGUCCUCACGCGAGCAUCCAACAUCAUCCAGAUCGCAUAUAUCCCUGGCGUCACAAACCGAGCGACUCCGACAUCACCAAAUGUUCUUGUCCCUCCCGUGCCCCCGAUCCCUAUGCACCAUGCUCAGGACAACCGUGGUCUAGGAAACGACGAUCAACACUUCUUUGUUCCUGGCGACCUCAGAGACUCUACCUACUCAGGACUGUCAGGAUACUCAGACCGAACAUCCUACGCUCGCACAUCCUAUGCCCCUCGAUCUAGUGUGGCCUCUACAAUCUACGGCAAGCAGGCUCAGGUUCUUACACCUGCGCAGACUGGAAUGCGCGCCAAGCCUACCAUGGUCAGCGUCAAGUCUGUCGGUAACAACGGCAACGAGAUGAUGGCGCCACCAGUACCAGCAAUUGACUUCCAGAAAUUUGGCAACAGCCGGCCCAAGAGCGGCGCGAGCGCCUUCAGCGUCGGCUCAACGUUCCUUAACAGCGCCAACACUGCAACGCAGGCUCGUGCACAGGUGGUCAAGGUUGGAACGUUGAAGACGGUCGACGUCAGAAGCAAGACCGAAUCGGAUGCAUCAUCAUCAACAGUGGCACCUUCGCCACCAACAACACCAAGCGGCAACGUCACCCGAGACUCAAGCAUUACCGUUAUCGAGGAGUCGCCCACCCAGGAUCAAGGACCGUUCUCUGAUCCUCCAGAACGAAGCCCUCAACGAACAAACAAGGCCCCAAGCCUUGGUGCCGUUAUGGAGGAUUCAAUAGGCGAGAAUGACAAACCUAAUGUCCUCAUAAGGCGCGACAGCAGUCCUUUCGGUGAUAAGCACGCCACAAAAGAGUAA
Molecule: messenger RNA, 1290 nt
Organism: Fusarium coffeatum
Lineage: Eukaryota; Fungi; Ascomycota; Sordariomycetes; Hypocreales; Nectriaceae
Exons: 2
Coding region: 1-1290 (429 amino acids)
Source: RefSeq, a predicted model, not a curated record